Messenger RNA from Gordionus sp. m RMFG-2023, 760 nucleotides. Its product is annotated as UBA-like domain-containing protein 2. The coding region runs from base 98 to 493 and encodes 131 amino acids. The transcript has 3 exons. The record is from RefSeq and is a predicted model, not a curated record. Lineage: Eukaryota; Metazoa; Nematomorpha; Gordioida; Chordodea; Parachordodidae. Gene Ontology annotation, molecular function: protein binding.
UUCAUAUGAAAUAUAUAGAAAUAUAAACUCAUCAAAAGUCCGUGCCAACUGGCAAUUAGCCAAGAAGAUUUCAUAUAUUGUGUAAUUAUUAGAUUUGAUGGAUUCACUACGCGAGCAAAUUAUGAUAAAUGAUUUUGUGAUGGCAGUUGGAUGUGCUCGAGAUCAAGCUAAACAAUUACUACAAAAAGCUCACUGGCAAUUUGAAAGUGCCUUAAGUUACUUCUUUCAAGAAAUUCCAAGUCACAAUUAUUUGGCUAAUUCAGUAAAAUAUCAUGAUGAUAAUAUGCCACCUUGCAAUACACCUUCAACUCCACCAAAUUUUUCAGAAACACUAAAUAUGUUAUCAAAACUUUCCACCACAAGCAAAAUUACUGAGACACCUCUUUUGGAACCAUUAAAUUCAUCUUUGUACAAAAGUCAACCAUUAGAAAAUCAUUAUCUAUCUAGUACAAAUAUUGAUAACUUUAAUUCCAAUAAUAGCACCUUGUUUUAAUUUUUAUUUAGAGAAAAUUAAAAUUUUUAUAUACAGAUUUUUUAAAUUCAGUCACUAAAAGAUUAUUUUGUAAGAUAAUUUUGUAUAUUUUUAAAUGUUUGGAUUAUUUAUUAGAUUAAUUUUCUAUGAAAAAAAGUUAUGCAUUUUUAAAAUUUUUAUUAAAUGCAAAUAAUACAUAAAAUUUUUACAAUUAAAAAAUUAUAUGAUAUUUUAGGUUAUUUUGAUGCUAUUUUGUAUUUAAAAAAUGAAACAUAAUAUAUAAUAAUA